Messenger RNA from Tripterygium wilfordii, 2154 nucleotides. RefSeq names its product eukaryotic translation initiation factor 5-like. The transcript is spliced from 2 exons. The record is from RefSeq and is a predicted model, not a curated record. Gene Ontology annotation, biological process: formation of cytoplasmic translation initiation complex; translational initiation; formation of translation preinitiation complex. Gene Ontology annotation, molecular function: translation initiation factor activity; eukaryotic initiation factor eIF2 binding; GDP-dissociation inhibitor activity. Gene Ontology annotation, cellular component: cytosol. The coding region runs from base 545 to 1876 and encodes 443 amino acids. NCBI's taxonomy places the organism in Eukaryota, Viridiplantae, Streptophyta, Magnoliopsida, Celastrales, Celastraceae.
CCUAACCAAAAAUCCCUUGAAAAUUCGUAUUCGUACAUCAGUUUGCCCUAUAUAAACCGUGUUUGCCCGUGGUCGAUCUCAAGCAUCGUUCUCACAUCCGCUACCCUACGCUCCACACGCAGACGCAUAGCUCCUGUUUUCAUCGCCGAGAGUUCUGCUAAAGUUGGAAAGCAACUCUUGUAACUUCUUCCAGGAAGUUAGCAGUUUAGUCUGCUCUGUCUGCAAAUUGCCAAAGUGGAGAGCAUCAAGUUUGAAGCUUCUUUUAUGUCUGAACGGGCUUCCCUCUUUUUGUCAUCAAUUGGAUUACUUGGGGAUUAUUGUCCUACGUCCAGAAAAAAGAACAUACAUUCCUUGGAUAACGUUCUCUGCAUGCAUCUUGGGUUAUUUGAGGACCACAACAUCCACAGUUUUGGUUCUUUUAUGCUGCGUUCUCCAUUUGAAAGGAACUUGUCCAGUACAGGAGGAUUUCUUGUUGCAAGAGGCAAUACAACUGCUGAUUUUUGCUUCUUCUGAUCAAUUUCCUUGGAAGCUUACACAAAACAAGAUGGCUUUGCAGAAUAUUGGUGCCUCCAACCGUGAUGAUGCCUUCUAUAGGUAUAAGAUGCCAAGAAUGAUUACCAAGAUUGAAGGUAGAGGAAAUGGCAUCAAGACUAAUAUUGUUAACAAUGUCGAGAUUGCGAAGGCCUUGGCUAGACCUGCUUCGUACACCACAAAAUAUUUUGGUUGUGAGCUGGGUGCUCAAUCAAAAUUUGACGAGAAGACUGGAACUUCACUGGUAAAUGGUGCUCAUGAAACGGCUAAGCUUGCAGGGCUUCUUGAAAACUUCAUCAAAAAAUAUGUUCAGUGCUAUGGUUGUGGGAACCCUGAAACUGAAAUAGUUAUCACGAAGACACAGAUGAUAACUCUAAAAUGUGCUGCUUGUGGUUUUCUUUCUGACGUUGACAUGAGGGACAAGCUCACAACAUUUAUACUCAAGAAUCCUCCUGAGCAGAAGAAAUCAAAGGACAAAAAGGCAUUGAGGAAAGCUGAGAAAGAACGACUCAAGGAAGGUGAGGUUGCUGAUGAGGAGCAAAAGAAGCUCAAAAAGGAAGUUAAGAAGAAAGGUUCAUCUGCUAGUUCAAAGGAUGCUGCUAAAGGUGGAUCAACCAAGAAGAAAAGUAGUGGCUCUGAUGAGGAUCACUCCCCUGCUCACAGCCAGGCUGAUGAGAAUGAUCGAGUGGCUUUUGACAAUGGUGACGACGAUGGUGUUGAAUGGCAAACAGACACUUCAUUAGAAGCAGCUAGGCAACGCAUACAGGAGCAGUUGAGUGCUGUUACUGCAGAUAUGGUUAUGCUAUCAACCAGCGAAGAGAAGAAGUCAUCGGUGAAGAAAUCUUCAGAACAUGAGAACAAGGGGCAUGAGAAUGGUGUCAAUAAUGCUAAUACCUUUGAAUUGCUUGUUUGCGAGAUUAAGGAAUUUCUUAAAACAAGUUCCCCGGUGAAACAGCUUAAAUCCUUUUUGGGUUCGCUCUCUGGCACUCAGCAGGAAAUCAUGGAUGCAUUGUUUGUAGCCCUCUUUGAGGAUGUUAAGAAAGGAUUUGCCAAAGAGGUGGGGUUAAAGAAGAAGUACCUGGCAGCAGCAACUCAAGAUGGAUCACAGUCGAUUCUGUUGCAUGCUUUUGAGUCGUUCUACACAAAGGCAAAUCCCGAGGCAGCGAAGGAGGUUGGUCUGUCAUUGAAAGUACUCUAUGACAGUGAUGUGUUGGAAGAGGAGUUUAUACUGGAGUGGUACAAGAAGGGCCUUGCAGGUGGCAACAAAAACUCCCCCAUAUGGAAGAAUAUCGUACCCUUCAUUGAAUGGCUCCAGAGUGCCGAGUCUGAAUCAGAGGAGGAGUGAUUUUGGGAGGGCGCGUUUGUGGUCUAUUGUGUCUUCUUUGGAUCAUGUUUUACUACUUGUUUAAAGGAUAAGGUUUGUGUUGUGUGUGGAUUUACAGUUCAUUUUCUAAAUAAUGGACUCUUUGGUCCUUGUCUGGGUGUGUAGCCCAAAGCAUGGUGUUAUUGGUUGUUUUGUUGUUUUUUGGUCGGUUGCUUGUAUUGAGACUUGUUGGUUUUAUGGUCAGUCACUUGUACUGAGACUUGUUGGUUUGAUUGUGUGAAUCUGGUUUUCGCCGCUCA